GGCUGAAGCAGUGUUGGUUUAUAGCAGAUACGUACAACAUCCAACAGCAGGGAUUGGUGCUUCCAUCAUAGUCUUACGCUCGGUGAGCUUGGACAAGAAUAGGAUAAAAUAUGGGCGUGUGCUUUGGUCAGUGUUCCAAUGGUGAUACCAAGGAAGAACAAGAACGGUCAGAAGAUGAAGACGUCGUCUAUCCUGCAGACGCCUUGCUUGGUCUUCUCGUUGAUGUGACGGACGUUAUUCUAUCCUAUCUCUCGGAGGCUGACCUUUGCCGUUUGGCUCUAGUGCAGCAGAGGUUGGAGGGAGAGAACCAAUCGGGACUGGCUGUGGCGACCUUCAUGCCUGGCCCGUGGCUGGGAGCGUUACGGCACAGUUGUUGACCUGAACCCAGACAAGGGUUUCUUAGAUCACAGCCAUGUCUUGACGGCAAAGAACGCCCAGACAUUGGAACCAACCUGCUAUUGGAAGGCAGUCUUCCUGAAGGCAAUGGUUUUGGAGAUCAAUUGGGCUCAAGCUCAUUCUCACAUGAUAAGUUGUCCUGUUAAGUCUGCUGAUGUGGAAUCAAUCGAGUGCGAUGGAGACUUCGCCGUUAAAGCCGACACCCGUCGCAUUCAGAUAUGGAAUCUGAAGCUGGCGAAGGCAGCAAAGGUGCUCGUUUUCAAACAUCAGGCGGCAUCUUGCUCUGAUCACUCAUAUUGCCAGAGGGUGCUUGUUUCUUGUGGGAUAGGCUUAACCAUCGGUUGCUACGAACAUCCUACGAGAUAUUUCGUCAGGACCUUUGACUGUAAGACUGCAGCCUGGUUGGCAUCGUUUGAGUAUGAGUCGAGGCCAGUGCAAGAAAGCUAUCGGUUGCACGGCAAAACACUGAUCGGACAGCCUUCUGAAACGGGUGAUUUAAGGGAGUUUAGCGUCUGGAGCAGCAUCGCUGGAACACUGCGUCACAUACUGAGUGGCCACGAAACACACAUCAAGGAUCUGGCGCUGUGUGGCGAUAUGGCAGCCAGCGUUGCAGAAAACGUGAAACUAUGGGAUGUGAACAAGGGAGAGUGUCUGCGAAACUUUGAGUGCCAACACCUGGAUGGAAACAGACAGUCGAAGUGUCAACUUAACUCCAGGCAUUUUGCGCUGCUUUUGUCUAAGGAAAGGGAAAGCGAAAGCCUGACUCUCUGGAAUAUUGGAUCGGGAGACUGCUCAACGGUCUCUACGAUCCCAAUCGGAGAUGAUCUAGAUUACGAUUUUGCCUGUGUUCGGCUUGCCCUCAAUGAGUUCGCCGUGGUUCGUUCUUGUCGUUUUCACUAUUACGUUUGGAACGACAAGCUUCAAGUCAUGUUCGAAAGCCAGUCAGCUGGUCGUCUUUUGCUUGCUGGGGCAAGAAUGAUCCGAUACGAUCGCUAUCCACGCAAACGUUUCAUUUAUAGGCUUGGACCCGGUACGAAGAGUUUGGACCUGCUUAGGAAGACCGCGCUGUAUCGAUUUUUAUGUGUGAUCUGGGCCGACGACACCAAAGUUAUUAUGUUCCUUUCCUCUCCCUUUGUCCAUCUCGACCCUUCCUCAGAAGCCUUACAGGUCCUUCAUUUUUGGUAGGGGCAACAGUAGAAUGGGUGUUCACAAAACCCCUAGCUAUUCGAUCUUGAAGCGUAAUUCAAUUUUUUUUGUUUUUACUAGAGAAUUUGUUUUGAGGGCACGAAUCAGUGGGGCAAUUUGUGAUAAAUCCUUGGCAAUAUAUUUACUGUUUUGCAUAGCGGUUCGUGGUUCACGGUGAUUCGAACGCCCUCUCGCGGCAGAUGAUCGUGUAUCCAAAAUACACCGCGUUUUGACCCAAGACUGGCUGACACACUGACACCUGGCUUUUAGACUUGCUUGAGUUUAGGCACGUGUUUGUGUGAGCAAUACUGUGUAUUGUUGAUUUUAGCACAGAUUCUGUGCUGUGCGAUUGCGAUUACGCAGGCAAGUACACUGAAAAUUUGCCUGGGUUAAUUUUACCCAAGUAAGGGUGAAAACUGCAACUACCCAAAAUUGGCUCGUUUUGUUUCAAACAUUAAAGCUGAGUGAUGACUUGAACAAUACAAACAUGAACUUGUAACGAAACUUUUGCAGAUAUAUGCUGCCCUUUCACUCUGUUUCAAAUAAACAGUAAACGUUCAUUAAA
Messenger RNA from Patiria miniata (bat star), 2146 nucleotides. RefSeq lists its product as uncharacterized. Lineage: Eukaryota; Metazoa; Echinodermata; Asteroidea; Valvatida; Asterinidae. The coding region runs from base 484 to 1581 and encodes 365 amino acids. The transcript has 2 exons. Gene Ontology annotation, molecular function: protein binding. The record is from RefSeq and is a predicted model, not a curated record.